Molecule: messenger RNA, 1010 nt
Organism: Coccinella septempunctata (seven-spotted ladybird)
Lineage: Eukaryota; Metazoa; Arthropoda; Insecta; Coleoptera; Coccinellidae
Product: ribonuclease H1-like
Exons: 4
Coding region: 75-926 (283 amino acids)
Biological process (GO): DNA replication, removal of RNA primer
Molecular function (GO): RNA-DNA hybrid ribonuclease activity; nucleic acid binding
Source: RefSeq, a predicted model, not a curated record
GAAGUUAACCUUUGAUCAAAUUUGAUUUGUGUCAGUGAUUUUUUUAAAUGAUUUGAUUGCAUCGCUGGCUGUUGAUGUUAAAUAUUUAUUUUCCUAUCUUGGGGAGGUUCUUAUUGAAUACUGGAUUAUCAGUCAUCAUCAUGAAGAGAUUUACUACUGCACAACGUGUGCAAAUUAUAAGUAAUUUUUAUGAGAGCCACAAAUGUAUGAUUCAUACCCUGAAUGCAUUGAAAAACUGUGGCAUCGUUAAAAUAGAAAAAACAGAAAUUCAAGAACUGGUAAAAAGAUUCGAAUCAACUGGCAGUGUUCAUGACGAUGCUUUGGAAGCUAAAAGAAAACGUGAAGGUAGUGAAGAUAGUCUUGAUGAUUUCUUCCCAGAUGAAUCAGAACAUCCAUCGAAUCUUUCUAAAAUUAGCAAACUUUCUAGUUCGUUUACGGAAGAGGGAGAUUAUGUGGUAGUGUAUACAGAUGGGGCAUGUGAGAAUAAUGGAAAAGCAAGUGCGAAAGCGGGAAUAGGAGUUUGGUUUGGGGAUGACCAUCCAUUAAAUAUAUCCCGACCUGUUCAAGGGAAAGCUACAAACAAUACUGCAGAAAUUCAAGCUUGUGUGGCUGCUUUAGAACUUCUUUAUAGGGAAGGAGUACGUAAAGUUCGAUUGAAAACAGAUUCCCAAUUCACCAUCAAUUGUAUUACACAGUGGAUAAAAAAAUGGAAAAAGAAUAACUGGAAGCUUACUACUGGUGGAGAUGUGAAAAACAAAGAAGAUUUAAUGAAGUUGGAUAACAUUAGAAACAAAAUGACUCAUGUUGACUGGGUACACAUCCGAGGUCACUCAGGUGAAAAAGGGAAUGAAGAGGCAGACAAACUUGCAAGACAGGGGGCUCUCUUAUACAAAAAUAAGUUUGACCUUAAUUUCGGCAGAUCCUGAAUAUAUUUUUAUGUUAUUCUUGGAGAUCAUUCCUUGUUAUGUGUUCAUGGAAUCGUAUUCAAUUAAAGUUCAUCAAAUAGGUAA